AAGAUUGGCACGCGCGUUGUGUCAAGCUAGCUAACCACAACCGACAGUUUCUAGCGCCAGUUUGCACUGAAGUGAAAGUUUGUCACCAUAUUAACAUAUUUUGGGGAGCAGAUUAAAUAGUUAAUUCGAUACAACAGACGAGCUCUAGGACAAGAUAUAGUUACUGAACUGACUUUUGUUGCUGGAAGUGCACCGCCACUUUUCUUGUUGAUUUUGCCGGACUGAACCUGGUUGUGUCUAAAUUGCUGUUCUCGAAACACAAGACAACUGGUCAGCAGUAAAAACGUGAGGUCAAGGAAAAGAUGUGAAAAGAUAAUAUCCAAAUCAAUGGUAAGAGGAGACGAGUCACGAGUUGCUGGGAUUGAUUAAAAUUGCCAGAAUGUCUUCAAUCCCAGGACUCCCUACUCCAGGAUCACCUGUCAAAAUUCUUAUCACCAGAGUCCACUUGCAUCCCCUAUGUGUCCUGGUGGAGUUCUGGGGCAAAUUUAACCAGGAUAGGGCAGCAGAUUAUGAACUCUUAGCUAAAGAUAUCCAGUCUCCUGGAAUCACAUUUAAGGACUUAGAAGGAGACCCUGGUGACAAAUGUUUGGUUCGGAUAGAUGAUACUUGGUACAGAUCCCGAAUAGUCUCAAGAAACGGCUCCAGAUACAGCGUUUUCCUCAUUGACAAAGGAAUGACAUACAGUGCCACAGCAAGCAUGCUAGCAUGGGGUAAGGAGCAGCAUUUCAAGCCCCUUCCUGAAGUGGAGUUUUGUGUGUUGGCUAACGUUUUACCACGGUCACUGGAGAACAAAUGGUCUGCAGUGGCUCUGGAGUUUCUGAAAACUCUCACUGGGAAGUCUGUGACAGCACACGUGCAAGAUGUACUGGUGCCACACAGAAUGUUUUUCCUGGACAUCCCUUGCAUAUCUCAACAAAUGUAUGAGAUGGGAUUUGCAAAGAAGAUGUCUCCAAUCCAAUUUCAGAACUUUGUCCUCAUGUCACUGAACUCCCAAGGUGGAGCCGAAGCAUCUCCAGACAUUCAGGAGCUCUCCAAGGGAACAAGCAAACAGCUGCACAAGCAAGAGCUGUUUAUGUACCCAGAACUGCCAGGAGGUACUGUGGAGAACGUCGUUGUAACAGAAGUGACAAAUCCACAAAGGAUCUUUUGCCAGUUAAAAGUUUUCUCCCAAGAGCUGAAGAAACUCUCCGAUCAGCUGACACAGAGCUGCGAGGGCAGAAUGUCUAGUUGUGUAAUGGGACCUGAAAUGAUCGGCUCUCCGUGUGCUGCGAGAGGAAGUGAUGGCAGGUGGUACCGCUCUGUUCUGCGACAGGUAUUCCCAGUGAAUAAACUGGUGGAAGUAUUGAAUGUUGACUAUGGUACAAAACAGCUUGUUCAAGUGGAGAACGUUAGACCAUUGGCUGCAGAGUUCUUCAGGAUGCCAGUUGUCACCUACAUCUGCUCUCUCCAUGGGCUCCUCGAUAAAGGGGUGGGUUGGACAGCCAGUCAGAUUAACGUCCUAAGAUCCCUCUUGCUGAACAAGAGAAUGAUUGCCAGAUUUGAGUAUCAGAGCAUCUCUGAGGGUGUCUACUAUGUUACUCUUUAUGGUGAUGACAACAUAAAUAUGAACAUCUUGUUUGGUUCCAAGGAAAGCUGUUUGCUUGAAUUUGAGAAAACGCUUGGGGAUUAUGCUGUCCAAGGAGGUCUGUACAACGAUCAGCAUCCAUCACAAGAAAAAGAGAUGGUAGCUACUGGACAAGCUGUGGAAGAAAAAAGAGCUAAAUCAGCAGCAGAUGUGCCACCUGUUAAAGAUCUUUCUCUGAACUCCUCACACAUGGCAGUUGUUCAACACGUAGCCAAUCCGUCUGAGUUUUGGAUUCAACUCGAAACCUUAAGAAAGGAGUUGGAUGAACUAGUAGAUAGUUUCAGCCAUCUGUAUCAGGAUUCAGUGAGUACAGAUGUGGUGAGAAGUCCAACACUUGGGCUAUACUGUGCUGCCAAGGCAGAAGAUGGUGAGUUCUGCAGAGCAACUGUGACUGAAGUUGGUGAGACCCAAGUUAAAGUGUUGUUCUUUGAUUAUGGAAACACAGAAGUGGUUAAUAGGAGUAACAUCAGGGCCAUGCCAUCUGAGUUUCUAAAACUGCCACAGCUGGCACUGAAAUGCUCCCUGGAUGGUGUCAGACCAAAAGCUGGAAAAUGGAGUGAAAGUGCUUCUGAAUUUUUUAUCCAAGCGGUCACGGAUAAAGUACUAAAUGUACACAUAAAGGCAAAGUAUAAUGAGCACUAUGUCGUCCAGCUAACAGAUCCCGAAGCUCAGGGGGAAAAAGAUGUUGGUAUGCUGAUGUGCACUUCUGGCCUAGCUGAGAGAGCUGAGAUGCAGACACGAUCCAAAGCCAAAAAUGCUCCACAAGCAGCCAUAUCGUGUCCAGCCCAACCUUCUGAUGAUGAUCCACUACUCCCCGGCAUACAUGGGAAGAGUGGGUUCUCUUUCCAAACCCAAAGCAUGGUUGGUCUUACUGAUGGUAACAGAAGAGUUGCUACUUUUAAAGAGCAAAUGUUUUCCAUUGGAAGAGUCCUAGAUGUCACCGUGUCCUACAUUGAAAGCCCAAAUGACUUCUGGUGCCAGCUGGUACAAACUGCAGGCUGCUUGAAAUUGCUCAUGCAAGACAUGCAGGCUUACUACGCAGGCAGUGAGUUUAAACCAAGUGUAGAAGUUGCUUGUGUAGCUCGACACCCUGAAAACAGAAUGUGGUACAGAGCCCUUUUGGUUCACAAACACAAAACCCCUCAUGUGGAUGCCUUGUUUGUCGAUUAUGGGCAGACAUUGACGGUCUCUAUCAAUGACUUGAGGAGGAUCUGCCCAGAAUUCCUCUCUCUACACGGCCAAGCUUUUCGAUGCAGCCUCUUAAACCCCAUAAACCCCACAUCUGUUGUAAACGAGUGGAGCCAAGAUGCAAAAGCAAUGUUUCAAAACUUUGUGGAAACUGCUGCAUCCAACCAUGUGGUUUUGAAGUGCACUGUUUAUGCCAGCAUGUACAGUGAGCAGAUGGUCGUUUACAACAUUGUGGACCUAGAGACUCCCUUUGAGAGCAUUUGCACCAGUAUGGCCAAUCUUGUUCCGAGUGCUCUUCCAAAGAAAGCCACAAGGGCAUCUUUUCGUCUGAACACAUACUACUAUUCAAAUCACAAUGUCAAAACUGGGACAGAGGAACAAGUCACAGUAACCUAUGUGAAGAAUGUUAAUGAGUUCUACUGCCAUCUUGACAAAAAUACUGAUGUGAUGAAAGAUCUGAAGGUGAAAGUGAGCAAUCUGUGCCAUCAGCUCGAGAUGCAAAAACUCCCAUCAGUCUAUGGAACUUUGUGCUUUGCGAGGUACAAGGAUGGGGAAUGGUACAGGGCUCAGAUCAAGGCCACAAAGCCAACAAUACUGGUUCACUUUGUGGAUUAUGGCGACACUAUUGAAGUGGACAAAUCCGAUCUGCUCCCAGUUCCCAAAGAAGCCGGUUACAUCAUGUCUGUGCCAGUGCAAGCUGUCGUGUGCGGCCUCUCUGAUGUUCCUGCUCACGUUACAGAUGAAGUGAACCGCUGGUUUGAGAUGACGGUACCAGAAAGUAAAAUGCGAGCGCUGGUCGUUGCCAGAGAACCUGAUGGGAAGUUGCUGGUAGAGCUGUUUCACAGAAACACUCAGAUUAAUGCAAAAAUAAAAAAAAUGUCCCAGAUUGAGAUGAAAAUGGAACAGAGGGUUGUCUACCAGGGUUCAAAAACUUCAGAGGCUUCAGCCAGUUUUGAACAAGAGACAAGGAAGCCUCUGUCAAUACAAGCUACAGACGGUGAAGACCGUAAACAAGCCCUGAAGAAAAAGCAGUUCUCCUCCCUAAAGCCUUCCCUUCAAAUGAGGGUUGAGAAGAAAAGUGCUGUGAAUCAACAGUCUGCACAGAAGCAUGAGCAACAUGUUUCUGAAAAUGGUCACAGGAUCAAGCCUACUCCUCUAGAGCUCUACAAACCUCCACAUCAAAGAACAAGUUAUGGCUCUGAGCUUGUAGAAGCUCAGGUGAAACCAAGAAAAGAGAACCUUCCUCCUGACACAAAGCAGCUCAAGUCAAAACCUGCCAUGGUAUCCCAGAAGGAAACUGAUGCUGAAAAACUCCCGAAACUCACAGACUUGCCUUCAAAAAUGAUCACACCUGGUACAACUGUAGAUGUCUAUGUCUCUCACUGCAACAGCCCGUUGAAUUUCAAUGUGCAAUGUGUGAAUGACGAAGAAGAGAUGUUUUCCUUGUUAGGAAAGCUCAACGAUCCUAAAUUGAUCCUGGAAGUCAGUGACCUCAAAGAUGUGAAUCCAGGUGACCUUAUACAAGCGGAGUUUGCAGAAGAUGCCAUGUGGUACCGAGCAGUUGUAAAAGAAAUCAACGACAACGUGACUGCUGUCAUUGAGUAUAUCGAUUUUGGAAAUACAGCAGUGAUACCCAUUUCCAAAAUGGCCAGACUCCACAAGUCUGUGUUGGAAUUGCCCGUUUACAGCAUGCACUGCAUGCUGAGUGAUGCUGCAGCUGUUGGAGAGGAGAGAGCGCUCAAUUCAGAUGUGGUUUCGGCUUUCAAAAAGGACGUCGGGGGCAGCGGAGAAAAGCUGCUCCAGUGCCAGUUCAUUAGGCAGGAGGGAUCUGUGUGGGAGGUCAGGCUUAGAGACGGUGAUGUGGAUAUUGUGUGUAAAGUCCCUGCUGGAGAUCCUCAAAUCACUACACUGAGACCAACAGAGGAGGCAGAGAAAUCCCAGCCAAGGCCACUCUCUUUAUGUUACACCCACCAACAACAGUUUUUAGAAGGACAGCAGCUAGAGGCCUACAUCACAGCCAUAAAUGAUGCUCAGACCUUCUGGUGUCAGUCCGCUAACACAGAGGAACUGGAUAAAAUAGCAUUAAUUCUCUCAGAAAUCUGUGAUGAAGCAGAUAAACAUGUCAAACCCGAGGCUCUCCUCCCUGGUAGUCUGUGCAUUGCUCUCUACACUGAUGAUCAGCUUUGGUAUCGAACAGAGGUCAUCAGCAAAGACGGAGAGGAGCUGUCUGUUCUGUUUGUUGACUAUGGAAACAAGUCUCUGGUCAGGAUCACUGACGUGAGAGAAAUGCCUCCCGUCUUGGCAAACAUCCCCCCACAGGGGUUUCUGUGUGAGCUUCAAGGCUUUGAUUCGCUGCAUGGGUCUUGGGACAGCAGUGCGGCCGAUGAGCUGUCCACACUCACAGCAGACAAGUUGUUGCAGCUCACUAUCAUGAGAAUAACGAGAGUGGAAGGAAAAAUGAAAUGUUUGGUGCAAAUGGAGUGUGAGGGCCAGGUGAUAAACGAGGUAAUGAAAACCUGGUGGAAGUGCUUCACAGCAGAAGACGCUCCUGACUCGACCAGCUUGUUUAAAAAACUGCAGCUUGACUCUCCCAUUGCAGCAGUGGAUGAUCAGCUACAGCAACCUGAUAUCCAAUGCAAUAAUGGUACUGCUUCCUACAUUCAUCCAGAGCUUGCUGACCUUCACACAUUAGAAAAAAACUCAAAUUUAGCAAGUAGUCCAAAGAGCAGCGAGUCCUCUGAAGAUUUAGUUUCUGUGGAGUCUCCAAAAGAGGAACUUUCCAUUGAGGAGAAAGUGAUGUCUCCCGAAGAUGUUUUGCCAACUGAUAGUGGCAUAGACGAAAGCAUGUUGCUUCUACUCAACAACAAAGAUGAAGAUAUUAUGUCUUUGAGCUAUAAUGUGAAUGUGGACUCUGUCAAAGGUGAAGAGGACUUGGAUUCCCCUCUGGAGGAAAACAUGGAAACGAUAGAUGAGCUGGAGACUGAAAUGGCUGACAAGGAAGAGAUGAAUCCCCCCACAUGUAGUCUGGACGUGAAGCCCUUUUCAGAACCAGUGAAGGUAGACGAUGACGGGAAAACUGCUGUUUCAGAGGGAACCUUUCUGACCACAACAAAAGCAGUGAAAAUGGUUCCUCAUAAAGCUGCAGUACAAGAGACGGCAGAAAUAAAACAGGCUGAGUUGGAGCAUCCCUCCUCUGUGUGUCCAGAACAGCAGUUCUGUGAAGCUGAAGCAGCCACCAGUGAACCAAGCUGCUCCCCAGUUUCUUCUCGAGAAAAGAUUUCCCAGGAAGAAGUUCAUCUGGAAAUAGAAGAUGAUCUGUGUGAGAAAACAGCUGGAGAAGAAAAUGACGUCCAGAGUGAAUCAGUAGAAAGCCCUUUGGGAAGCACAGUGACACAGAGAGAAGCUGCCCAUCAGGAAGAUGAAUCACUCACUUCUUUGAGUAACUUGGUUGAAGAGUUAUCGUGUCUCGUUGAAAAGAUUCACCUGACAGACGUCUGGCGAGCUGAAUCUGUUUCAGAGGACUCUGACCAACAGCUGCACACUCCACAACAAAACCCGGAAAAUGAAGAAAAGGAUUCUGACAACAGCACGUUGAUGGAGGAAAUGCCCUCUGCUGAGGACAGUUUUGAGGCCCAGCUGUCAAAGAUAACUCAUCUCUGUCUGAUCAUCCGGGAUGCUUCUGCUGAUGUUCUUUCUCCCGAUCAGCAGCCAGAGUAAUAACCACCUUUUUUUUUUCCUCUUUUAUGAUCUUAAAUUGAAGUUUGUCAGUUGUGGUUUUUUUGUUGAAUCAAAUAGGUCUGGAUCAGUUUGCAUUGUUGUUUGUUCUGAGUGCCCAAAAGCCAGACUUGAUUUCAAUUAGCAUACUUAACAUUUGACUUGAUGUCUCAUUUAAAUGUCCUUUAAAAGAAGAGAAAAGAGAGAGUGGUUUAACCUCUACAGUAAUGGCUGAACAACUUGAAAGUUGGUGCCUUUGUGUUGUGUUGUGUUGUUUAUUGAAACACAGUUGUUACAGAUGAUCUGUUCAGAUAAGCUGCCACACAUUUCUUUUGUGUUAGACUAACAAUACUAAUUUGAGUGGCUGUUUGGUGGAAACAUGCAUGUUUUGAAGAUCUUUUUUUAAAUGUUAUAAUAAAUAUUGCAGCUGUGUAUAUACAUGCUGGUUUUCUUUCAUA
This is a messenger RNA of Melanotaenia boesemani (Boeseman's rainbowfish), 6984 nucleotides long. It is a transcript of the gene tdrd6a, whose product is annotated as tudor domain containing 6. NCBI's taxonomy places the organism in Eukaryota, Metazoa, Chordata, Actinopteri, Atheriniformes, Melanotaeniidae. The coding region runs from base 380 to 6529 and encodes 2049 amino acids. The record is from RefSeq and is a predicted model, not a curated record. The transcript is spliced from 14 exons.